Rhodotorula graminis WP1 is the source of this 4245-nucleotide messenger RNA. RefSeq lists its product as uncharacterized. NCBI's taxonomy places the organism in Eukaryota, Fungi, Basidiomycota, Microbotryomycetes, Sporidiobolales, Sporidiobolaceae. The transcript has 2 exons. The record is from RefSeq and is a predicted model, not a curated record. Bases 1 to 4245 code for a protein of 1414 amino acids.
AUGGGCCUCUUCUCGCGCAAGAAGCAGCGCGAGCCGCCGCCUCCCUCUCCGCAUCCUCCGCCGCUUCCACGAGCCAGCAGCUCGGCACCAGCCACCACCACCCUCGCCACCACCACCACCACCACGUCGACCCACCUCUCGUCGAGCCAGGCCAGCGCGUACGGCCGCAACAGCACCAGCUACGAUGACCGCCCCUCCUCGGCCGCCUACUCGCCCGAGCUCGCGGCGUCGUCCAACUCGCGCGUGUUCCGCGGCCAUGCCGCCCGCGCAGCCUCGUCGAGCACCCUGUCGCUCCCCUCGCUCGGCGCCACCGGUCGCGGCGACAUGGGCGGCGCACCGCGCCAGCGCCAGGCGUCGGCGACGGCGACCAUCAUGUCGUCCGUCGACGAGCACGACCCGCCGGCGGCGCACGCCGCCGCCUCGUCGGGUGCGCAGGGCGGGAGCAAGUGGGGGACCAAGUGGAAGUUUGGGCGAGGGAGCAAAGGGAGGCAGGGCAGCUCGUCGAGCGCGGCGGCGGGAGGGGACGGGCCCGGGUUGGGCCUCGUCGACGACGGCGACGGCGACAGCGGGUUCGUCGUGCGCUCGUUCCGCACCGUGUCGCGUGUACAGGAGGACCGCGCACCUUUGUCUUCGUCGGCGUCGGCCGUCCAGCAGCCGCCACCACCGCCAGUGCCGCCCCUGUCGUACCACCCCAACCCGAAGCCUGCCGUCGCCGCACAGCAGGACCCGCACCAGCCCGACAGCCUCUCGCACGAGCCGCAAGAGUCGCUGCGCACCUCGAUCGACUUUAACAACCCGAGCAACCACUCGCGGCCGCCCUCGUCGUUCCACUACCCUCGCCGCCCGUCCCUCGCCACCCUCGGCGGCGGCGGCGGCGCGCACGCCUCGUCGUCCUCGAGCGCAUGGGAGCGCGCUCCCUCGCCCACCAUGACGGCCGAGGCGUUCCGGUUCCGCUCGCGGUCGACCCUCUCGCUCGCGUCCGCGACCGACCUCGCGCUCGGGCCCGGACCCGGACCCGGACCCGCGCUCGACUCGUCGGACCCGCACGCGCCGCGCGAGCGCCCGCGCUUCGAGCCGCAACAGCGGCCCGCGAGCGCACGCCGCGGGUCGACCUACUCGGAGCUCGGUGCGUCGACCUCGUCGUCGAUCCUGGCGCCGCCCCGCCCGUCGUUCGUCGGCAUGCACAGCAACAGCUCGAACUCGUCGAUCGGCUCGCGCGCGUCGUCGAGCAACGGCGCGGGUGCGGCGGCGGCGGCGGCGGCGAGCGCGCCGUCGUCGCCGGGUGCGGGCGCGAGUCGGCUCGACCAGUCGAGGCGCACGAGCAUGAGCUACGAGCGCCCGAGCAUGAGCACGUCGACCUCGCUCUUCUCGAUGGCGUCGUACUCGACCGCGCAGCAGCAGCAGCCGCCGCCGUCGUCGUCGUCGCCGUCGCGCUCUGGCAACUCGACGCCCGUCCGCCUUUCGACUCGACACGCGUCGCCCGCCACGUCCCCGACCACCUCGACAGCCCCAAGCGCACUCGUGCACGAGCGUCGCCCGGCACCGCCGCAGCGCAUGUCGACCGACGACUCGGAGCUGCGCCUCAUCGCCGCGUACGGCGACAUGCUCAACUCGAGCCCGCCCGUCGCGUCGCCGCUCGAGCUCGAGCCCGAGCCCGGUCCCGAGCGCCUCGCGUCGUACGCCACGCCGCGCAAGGUCAGCUACGGCCCGGGCGAGGGCGCCGCCACUCCCGCCGUCGCCGUCCAGCCGCCGACGCCGCAGAGCGUGCCCGGGUUCGCGAGCGCGCCGGUCGCAUCGUCCUCGGCGUCGCGCAGCCCGCCGCCGAGCACUACGCGCCGCGCGUCGACGCUCGUGCCGCGCCCACAGCGCUCGUCGUCGCUGUUCAACGAGUCGGCUCAAGCCGCGCUCGCCGCCAUGGGCGUCGGCACCGCGCCUCCUCGCGCCCCGGCCCCGGCCGCAGCCGCACGAGCGCCGCGCGCCAAGGGCAAGAACGCGGUGUACCCGUCGCGGGGUGGCGCAGGCGGGUGGGCGAGCGACUCGAGCGAGGGCGAGGAGCGACUGUCGAGCUCGUCGGACGAGGACGACGGCGACGAGCGCGACGGGUCGUCGAGCGACGACGAGGUGCCGCUCGCGCAGAUCCGCAGCCGCAGCCAGGUCGACCUGUCGCUCCCGGCGUCGACGUCGGCGUCGGCGUCGGCGUCAUCGGCGCGAGCGAGCAUCGACGGCGGGAGCGCACGGGCCCCGCCGCCGCCGCCGCUGCCGAGCCGCCACGACGGGCGCGACCUGUACCGCAAGCCGAGCAGCGAGCUCGAGAUCCUGCGCGACCAGCACUCGCCGCCGGUCGCGGGCUCGUUCGGCGGCGCGCGCGACAAGGCGCACCACCAGGCCCACCAGCAGCAACAGCAGCAGCAGCAGCUCGGCAUGGGCAACCCGCUCGUGCGCCGCGGGUCGAAUCGUCGCAGCCUGUCGACGCUCAGCUUCUCGACGUCCAUGACGGCGUCGCAGCAGGCGACGGCCGUCGCGGCCGCGUCGGCGAGUACGGGCGUCCCGGGCGCUGUCGCGACGGCGCCGCCCUCGCCCGCCCGGAGCGGCGCUACGGCGACUCGCGGCAUCCUGCGCCCGCCAUAUGGCGCGAGGUCCGUCUCGAAUCCGGCGUCGCCGACCGUCCAGGCGUUCCAGUCGUCGUCGUCGUCGUCGUCGGGCAUCCCGCCCGUCCCGGCGCUGCAGGACGCUGUGCACCCGCCGGUCGCCUCGCCGCUGUUUGCGUCGGUCACGGCGCGCGACCGCUCAUCGGCGUCGGCGUCGGCGUCGUCUGGCUCGGGCUCGGCGUCGACCUCGUCGGUGCCCAUCACGCCCAAGGACUCGCCCUCGGCGUCGCACCUCGGCUUCCCGUCCUCGUCGCUCCACCUCCAGCAGCAGCAGCAACACCUCGGCGGCGGCGAGUCGACGGGCGCCAGCGCACUCGGCAAACCGUCGGUCAAGUUCGACCCGGUCGCGUCGCAGACGGACGCUGCAGGGUGGAACCGCGGUCGGCGCCUGAGCGCCAUCACGAGCUCGGCCGCGAGCGCGCUCGGCGCUCCUGUACCUCUACCGCAGCAGCAGCAGCAGCAGCAGCAGCCGUCGCUCGCCCACCGCGCGACGCCGAGCAUGCCGCACCUCGGCGCCGGGUACGCCGCCUCGUCGGCUCGCGGCUCGUCGCAGCAGCAGCACCUCAACCCUCGCUCCUCCGCCCUCGCCUCGGCCCGCUCGAGCAUGUCGGCCGCCGCGCCCCACACGCGCGCGAGCUCGACCGCGUCGGCGUCGAACGGGCCCUCGACGGCUCCGUCGUCCAUCACGGCCGUCGACGACGGCGUGUACGACCGCAUGAAGGCGCGGCACAAGGCCGAGGCGCUCGAUGCGCUCCGGAUCGGGCGCGACCUGAACCACCCGAGCGGGCUGGUGCCCGAGCGCACGGCCGUCGGCGGCGGCGGCGGCGGCGAGAGCAGCGACGAGGACGAGCCGCUCGCCAACUUGCCGACCAAGGGCAGCGUGCUCGGUGGGGCGGGAGGGAGCGUCAUGGGCGGUGGAGCGGGCAGCAUGAUGGGCGGCAUGCAUCCGCAGAUGGCCAUGGGCAUGGGCGGCGCGUUCUCGCCCCUCGCCGUCGCACCGCCGGGCGUCGACCCUUACCUCUACGCCUCGCUCCCGCUCGACCAGAAGAUGUCGUUGCACCAGCGCGCCGCCCAGAUGAUGCAGAUGAUGCACCAGGCGUCGCUCCAGGCUCGCGCCGAGAGCGUCGUCGCCGGCAGCAUGCUCGGCGGGCACGACGGCUCGUCGAACCAGUCGUUCCGCGGCGGCCUCGGCGGCAGCGGCGGCGGCAUGGGCCACGGCUCGAGCAUGAGCCUCGGCUCGUUCGACCAGUUCGCCCAGGGCGGCGCCGGCGCAGGGUACGGCCAAGGGCACGGGCCACACCAGCACUCGUCGAGCAUGCAGCUGCCGCCGUUCGCGCCGAGUUUCGCCAUGUCGCAGCCGUUCUUCCACCCGGCGCAGUACUCGCAGGCGCCGUCCCUGUACGGCAUGCCCGCGUACGCCGGCUCGGCCCUCGGAUUCUCGACGGGCCCGAUGAGCGCGUACGGCGGCGGCGGCGGCGGCGCACCGCAGUCGGUCAUGGGCCACCCGGCGUCGACGGGCCAGCUGCGCGCGAGCGGCGGUCGCGGCGGCGGCGCGAGGGCGGCGUCGACGAUGGGCACCGCGCCGAGGCGGCCCUGA